This is a messenger RNA of Eufriesea mexicana, 847 nucleotides long. It is a transcript of the gene RpLP0-like, whose product is annotated as ribosomal protein LP0-like. The transcript has 4 exons. Gene Ontology annotation, biological process: nuclear-transcribed mRNA catabolic process; ribosomal large subunit assembly; ribosomal large subunit biogenesis. Bases 23 to 733 code for a protein of 236 amino acids. NCBI's taxonomy places the organism in Eukaryota, Metazoa, Arthropoda, Insecta, Hymenoptera, Apidae. The record is from RefSeq and is a predicted model, not a curated record. Gene Ontology annotation, cellular component: nucleolus; preribosome, large subunit precursor. Gene Ontology annotation, molecular function: RNA binding.
UUUAAAAUAUUUUUCCAAAAAGAUGCCUAAAUCGAAAAGAGAUAAGAAAAUAUCUCUUACAAAGACAACAAAGAAAGGCCUUAUUUUGAAACAACAAAUCGUGGAAGAUGUUAGAAAUUGCGUUGAGAAAUAUGCUAGGAUAUUUAUUUUAUCCGUACAUAACAUGCGUAAUAAUAAACUUAAAGAUCUACGAUUGGAAUGGAAAGAUAGCCGGUUUUUCUUUGGUAAAAACAAGGUGAUAGCAUUAGCUUUAGGUAAAUUACCAGAAAACGAAGUUGCAAAUGGUCUUCAUAAAUUGUCAUUAGCACUAAGAGGACAGUGUGGAUUGUUAUUUACGAACAGGAAUAAGAAGGAAGUAUUGCAAUGGAUGAAGGAGUAUGAGGAAAUAGACUAUGCUAGAUCUGGUUUUGUUGCACAAGAAACCAUAACGUUACACGAAGGACCAAUGGCAGACUUUUCACAUAGUAUAGAACCUCAUCUAAGACAAUUAGGAAUGCCUACAGCUUUACAGAAAGGUGUAGUGACAUUAAUUAAAGAGUAUACCAUAUGUAAAAAAGGACAAGCAUUAACCCCGGAGCAAGCAAGGAUUUUAAAAUUAAUUGAUAAACCAUUGGCUACAUUUAAAUUAAUACCACUAGGUAUGUAUUCUAAAAAGUAUGGAUACAAACAACUUACAUCUCAAGAUAAUGUCAAGGAAAAUAUAGAGGAACAAAUGGAAAUAGAAGAAGCAUAGUAUAUAUAGAUAGAACGUAUAUAGAAAACUGAAGUUUUUGACUGCAAAGAAAACAUGUGAAAACCUGCAUUUUUGGAAACAACUGAUGUAAAGCAUUAAACAUUAACAUAUUUU